AUGGAUAUUGCUUGGGGUGUAUUCACUCUUUUGCAGUAUCGUGCUCAGUCGUUUGCGGAGGUUGCCACCUAUCGCUUUUUCGUAGGGUUCUUUGAGGCUGGAUUCUCUCCAGCUGUACACUAUGUUCUUGGUUCAUGGUACCGAGGCCACGAGAUAAAUAGACGAGGCGGGCUCUUCUAUUCUGGGUAUGGCUUGGGUUCCAUGACGUCCAGCCUCAUUGCUUCCGCUGCAUCAGCAAGGCUCGAGGGAGUUCACGGUAUGGCUGGCUGGCGAUGGUUAUACAUCGUAUGUUUUGCCAUGACUAUCCCCGUUGGAAUCUUGGGCUACUUCCUGAUCCCGGGAACCCUUGCAAAACCCAACAAAAUCCUCCUGAACGAAGAGGAGCUCGAGAUCGCCAGAAAACGACUCGAGCGCGACGGCCACAAGGUCGGGGCCAAGCUAAAAUUCCAUCACAUUAGACAUACCGUUAAGACGACACGGUUCCGGACAGUCGUCCUGAUAGACAUCCUUUGGAAGAGCGCUGGUGCCUAUAAGACACAGAGGGCAUAUCUCCUUUGGAUUAAGAGCUUGAACCGGUACAGCAAUGAUAUAUUCAAUGAACUUGGCUCCAUCGCUCCAGGCCUUGGGAUAGCCUGGGCAUUGAUAGCUUGCUUCGCCUCCGAUCUCCUCAUCGGACCAGUUUGGGCCAUUUCUUUUCCAUCCCUCUGGAACACAGCGAAUGGAAUGUCAGCAGUCUUUCAUGGCUGGGUCAACGCCCUCCUUCGAGAUUCACCCGAAGAGCGUGCGUUUACACUAGUUACUAUCAACACGUUCGCCGAGGCUUUCAGCGGGUUUAUUCCUCUAGCAGUCUUCAAGACAGUUGAGUCACCUACCUUUCCUAAGGGGUAUCCGUUCUGUCUUGCUUGCGCGAUUGGGGUGAUUAUCUUUACACUUGCACUAAACUGUAAGGAGAGAGCGCCGAUCGAGGAAAGUGGGACCAACAUUGAAACUGGAAGUGAACGGGACGGAGAGCAGGUUGCUGUUAGUAUCAACCCUAAGAAGUAG
Clonostachys rhizophaga is the source of this 1044-nucleotide messenger RNA. Lineage: Eukaryota; Fungi; Ascomycota; Sordariomycetes; Hypocreales; Bionectriaceae. The record is from the annotation of a GenBank genome assembly.